Messenger RNA from Elephantulus edwardii (Cape elephant shrew), 1209 nucleotides. It is a transcript of the gene GDPD2, whose product is annotated as glycerophosphodiester phosphodiesterase domain containing 2. Gene Ontology annotation, biological process: lipid metabolic process. Gene Ontology annotation, molecular function: glycerophosphodiester phosphodiesterase activity. The record is from RefSeq and is a predicted model, not a curated record. NCBI's taxonomy places the organism in Eukaryota, Metazoa, Chordata, Mammalia, Macroscelidea, Macroscelididae. Gene Ontology annotation, cellular component: membrane.
AUGGCUGAGUUUCCCAGCUGCUGCUCCAUCUGGGCCCAAUGCUUCAACUGCCUGUAAAGCUUCCACUGGAGAAAAUCCCCCAAAGAAAGGAUGCCAACCAUCACGGUAGAGCUGAACCCAUAUAUUUGGUUUGGCCUGCUCUUUCUCACCUUCCUGCUCACCCCGGGUUGGCUGUACAUUGCGCUCAUUCUUCUCAAUGAUCUGCACAGCUUUAAUGACUUUAUCCUUCAGCGAGGAGGACACUGGAUGGACUAGUCUCUGGUCAUCUCUCUACUGGUCACAUAUGCAUCCCUGCUAUUGAUCCUGGCCUUGAUCCUACAACUCUAUGGACAACCUCUGCAUCUGCACAGUCUCCACAAGGUUCUGGUAAUGCUCAUUAUACUUCUUGUGGCCUUUGGCCUUGUAAUAUUGGACUCCAUCCAAUGGCAGCAGGAAUGGCAUAGUUUAUGUCUGUCUCUACAGGUAACCAUACCCCCAUUCCUUCACAAUGGAGCAGUGGCUGGAAUCACUCUCCUGGCCUUGUCUGUGGAUGAUACCUUCUACUGCAUCCAUGAAAGACGUCCCAGGAUUUUGCUACUGCUCCUAUUUUAUGGAGUUGCUCUGGCCAUCUACCUGGUCCACCUAUGUAUCUCCUCACCCUGCAUCAUGGAACCCAGAGACUCACCCCUCAAGCCUGGGAUGGUGGGACACAGAGGGGCUCCCAUGGUGUCCCCUGAGAAUAUCCUGGUGUCCUUGAGGAAGACAGUAGAAUGUGGAGCUGCUGUGUUUGAGACAGAUGUGAUGGUCAGCUCUGAUGGGGUCCCCUUUCUCAUGCAUGAUGAGCACCUGAGCAGGACCACAGAUGUCCUGAUCACAGGCCACAGCAGUGACUUCUCUUGGACUAAACUGAAGAGACUCAAUGCUGGAUCCUGGGAAUUGCACCAGGAUAAUGUCUCAGUGAACCUAUUUGUAGUAAACAAGCCAUGGCUCUUCUCUCUACUCUGCUAUACAGGGGUGGAUUCAGUCACCACCAAUGACUGCCAACUUCUGCCGCAAAUGCCAUUUCCCAUCUGACUUAUUCCCCCUCAAACCUACCUAGUGAUGUGGAUUAUCACCAGCUGCACCUCUACUCAGCUAUUUUUGUGGACCUUCCUCCUCCAAAGAUGUGCUAAGGAGAGAGAGAAGACUGGCUAAGAAACAGCAGUGCUUCUGGGAUCAACAGUUUUGUAA